Molecule: messenger RNA, 4430 nt
Organism: Frieseomelitta varia
Lineage: Eukaryota; Metazoa; Arthropoda; Insecta; Hymenoptera; Apidae
Gene: Hnf4
Product: hepatocyte nuclear factor 4-gamma
Exons: 8
Coding region: 616-2046 (476 amino acids)
Biological process (GO): anatomical structure development; regulation of transcription by RNA polymerase II; cell differentiation
Cellular component (GO): nucleus
Molecular function (GO): nuclear steroid receptor activity; RNA polymerase II cis-regulatory region sequence-specific DNA binding; zinc ion binding
Source: RefSeq, a predicted model, not a curated record
GCACCUUGAGUUGAGGCUGCGCAUGCGCGCGGGCGCCACUUCGUUUCGCCCGCCAUCAGUUGGUGCCGCGCGUGCGCAAUAUCGUCAUUAUCUCUUGCGUAUUUAUUCGUCGCGUACAAUUAGUAGAUGGAUUUGCUUCACUAUCGGCAAGAUAUGCCUGCAAACACGCGAAUCACGAGUGAGAACGAUCCACGGUCUUGUCCUUUUCCGGAGAAACGAUCAUCUGUCGCCAAUGGUGCUUCUUAUCGAUGCAACUUCCUUUGGAAUUGGUCGCGUUUGCCCGACGUUUACUUACCGAAUCCUUUGUUCACGUGUGUAACAUUUGAAGCGUGGAGGGGACGCCGCUUUUUUUUCCCAUCGGCGUUGUAGGACAACAAUUUCCUCUCAUCUUUGUGUCGACGUGAAAUUUCACUGAAAAGGGAGACAAAGAAAAAAAGAAAACGGAAAAGUGAACGUAUUUCUGAAUGACGACGAACCAAGAAAAGCAUAUCUAUCGCUUAGCAGUCGUAUUUUCGAAAUAUUUGUCGACUAAUGGUUGAUUCGAAGGUGGAAAUCACGUGAAACGUUACCAAUCGCGCAUGUGCGCUCACGUGAAAUAUUUUCGGUGACCUUGAAAUGGAGGAACCGUCGCAGAACAUCGAAGGACCAUCAAUAAAUUCUUCAUCGUCUUCCGCAGACGAUGCCGAUCUGAGCAUGGGCGCAGGCGCAGCUGGGGGUUCGGUCCUCAGUUUGCCAGGAUCGGGGAUAGGUGGCGUGCUUUCGCAGCAUUGCGCGAUCUGCGGUGACCGCGCAACUGGGAAGCAUUAUGGCGCUGCAUCUUGCGACGGGUGCAAAGGAUUUUUUCGGCGAUCGGUUAGAAAGAAUCAUCUCUACACCUGCAGAUUCAAUAGAAAUUGUGUAGUAGACAAAGACAAGAGAAAUCAAUGUAGGUACUGCAGAUUAAGGAAAUGUUUCAAGGCUGGCAUGAAAAAAGAAGCUGUACAAAAUGAAAGGGAUCGGAUAAGCUGUAGGAGACCAAGUUACGAAGAACAGAGCAACAACGGAAGUGGACUUUCUGUCGUUUCCCUUCUUCAGGCGGAAAUGCUCAGUAGACAAGUUGGUGCUGCUCUUGAGCUAGGCAGUCCGAGCAGCGAUAUCGACUUGAGCACGAAGCAAAUCGCCAACAUAAAUGAUGUUUGCGACAGCAUGAAACAGCAACUUCUGAUCCUGGUCGAAUGGGCCAAGUAUAUACCCGCUUUCAGCGAAUUAACUCUUGAUGAUCAAGUGGCACUGCUGAGGGCACACGCGGGUGAACAUCUUCUUCUAGGCGUUGCUAGGCGUAGCAUGCAAUUGCAAGAUGUUCUUCUUCUUGGAAACAACUGUAUCAUAACGAAGAAUUGUCCUGUCAUAUCAUUAUCCGCAGAGGGCCGUAAUCAAGAUCUGGACAUCAGCAAAGUUGGAAUCAGAGUGAUGGACGAACUGGUGAAGCCGUUGAACGAGGUGCAGAUCGAUGAUACAGAGUUUGCUUGCUUGAAGGCCAUCGUCUUUUUCGAUCCCAAUGCGAAAGGCUUAAGCGAACCGCAGCGAAUCAAGCAGCUGCGUUACCAAAUUCAGAUCAACUUGGAGGAUUACAUAAGUGACCGACAAUACGACAGCCGUGGUCGAUUUGGCGAGAUUCUCCUGACCUUACCAGCUCUACAGUCCAUCUCCUGGCAGAUGAUCGAACAAAUCCAGUUUGUCAGACUGUUUGGAGUCGCACACAUUGACAAUUUGCUGCAGGAGAUGCUUCUGGGUGGCGCAACAGCGGAGAUAAACGGCAUUACCACCCCGAUUCCAAUUUCAAACGCCCCUGGUAGUUACGUGAGCAGCAACGAGAGCCCCAGCAGCCCUUUGACACCAACCAACUUGGCUCCGUUAAGCCCUCAGGAUCAUAUGCUGGCUGGUGGAAGUCCCGUUAUGAUUCUGAGAGAUCUUACUUCCAUUCAGAGUCAGGAAGACGUGACUAGUGUUACUGGAUUCAGAAUGUUCAAGCAGGAGCCCAGUCUUGAAAGUGAAUCAACUUUUUAACAAUGUUUAAAAACAUUGAAGUUGGAAAAUUCUGGUGCAUUUAUUAGCAGAAUGGAUAAUCACCGGCGCAUAAACUCUAAAAUAUCUGUACAAGAACGUAAAAAUACCACGAAAGGAUCGUUGAGAGAUUUUUAUGAUUUUCAAGUGUCAUGAAAAUCAGGAUCUUCCUCUGGACGAUUGAUUUUCAAAUGUUCAAAUGAAAGCCAAAUAUUGCAAAAGAAAGAAGGAUAAUUGAAACACUAACAAAUGUCAAAUUAUUUGUAAUACAUUGUCUUUUUAACUAAAAUUAACAUUAUAUAUUAGAAUUCGUUAAUUUUUGAAAUGAUUCUCUUCGACUUUGCUUUUUCUUUUCCCGAAUACUUGCGGUUUGAACGAAUCAAAAGAAGAUGGUGCAUGAAAUGUAAGACUGUCUUCAAACGUUUUUAAAGAUCUCGAAAGAUUUUUGGGAAAUUAUCUCGAAAUUCUUUAGGAGAUCCCAAGAAUACGAAUGAAUUUCUUAAAUUUUUAUCAAUUUUGCGACGUGAAACUCAGAUUUUUCUAACGAUCUCUGGUGAUCUUUUUGAACAAUUUUAGAUGCUAGUGAUAAUCCCCACAAAUAAACGAAACAUGUUUUUCUAUUCAUACGCUACGUUUAUAAAUAAAUUUGCUGUGUUUUAAAAUGGUGCAACUUAAUGUUUGAAAAUAUUUUUAUCGACCAUCAAUGCGUUCAUAUUCAUUGUGCAAUUUUGUUUGUAAUUUAACGAUAUUUUUCAAAACUAGGCUAAGGAACAUCAGAAUUGUUAAUCAAAUUUCUGAUUAUUGAGUAAAAGUCGUGCUCAAUCAAUUGCUCAAUUAAUCACUUUAAUCAUGUUAAUCGUAAGCCUCAAUCAAAAUCGGUUGAUAUUUAGUAGUAAGAUACUUUUGUUACUAGAAACUUAAUCUAAAUACGUAAUGACAUUAAUUUUCUUAUUGCAUAAUAUUUAAUAAUCAUAUUUUCUAAAUAUCAUCGAAAUUAAACAAAUGAUCUUCGACUUAGGGGGUGGGGGGAGUAAAAAUAAAAAAAAGAUAUGUAAAAUUGUAUGUAUAUAAUUAUUCGGAUUUGUAUAAUUUUAACUCUGCAUUUUUGUCUAUUUUUGAUUUUUAACUCCAGAAAUAGAUCUUUUGUUUAAUUGGAUCCUGUUUUAUACAGUCACAUAAUUAUAGACCGACCACUGAAUGCAGUCAUGAAUUUUAAUUGUUAUAUUCAUAGGAGAUAAGCGUAUUGUUAUUUAUACAAAGGGUUUAUUAAUUAUAUUAUUUAUAAUAUAUUCCUACAGAGAAUAUUUUUGUUACCGCAAUAAAAUAUCUUGUUAUUCCUGUUAUAUACAGAAUAUGCAUUGUAUUAUAUAUACACGUUAAUUAUGAUGAUAAUGACUAUUUUUAUAAAUGCUUUUAUAAAUUAAACAUUACAUUACAUUUCUUCAGAACGAUUUUGAACAAUAUGCAAUAUCGAACAUCUAUUUGUAUCGCGUCGACAGAUAUUCGUGUAAGCGAGUGCAACAUGAUUCUAAAUAUUGUACAUAGUAUUUUGUAAGAGUAAGUUAUGUACACGUUAAUUUUUAUUGAAACUUUAAUGUCAUCUAUACAAAGAUCAGGGUACAAAAUAAUCGUCAUUUCAAAAUCUAAUACUUUUUAGAAAAUGUGCCAAUAUAAAGUAUAUGAUUUUUGUAAAUAAAUUUAUUCGAAUUAUAUUUAGAAUUUUAUUACAAUGGUAAUAUUCUUUACUUUUGCCAAUCGGAUAAGAAAUUUUAGACUUAUUAAAUACAUGCACCUUAAUAUCAUGCUCAUUCGUUUAACAUAUAAGAGACACUUUAGUUAAGUUUUGUUCAUGAAGGACUAAUAUAGACAUUUUUUAAAGCACAUGAUGUUAUUUAGUAUUAAAAUCUAACAUGUUUUUGUUUCUAAACCAUUCUCUUCGUAUUAAGAUUUCAAACUUUUAUUCAUAAUUUUGUUAGGUUCUAAUGUUAAAUAACUUUUAAAUUAAAGUAGAAUCAUUUCUCCACAUUGAGUGCACAGAAUCUUUAAAUUUAAUAUUAAGAUAUUUAUUUGAAUAAUGAAUGAAAUAUGUGCGUGCUAUUAAAUUUUUUAUGCUAUUAAAUAUUAUCACGCCGACGAUAUUUUAGAGAAAUAUUUUUCUAGAAACUUUGUAAAAAAGAUAAUAAUGAAUAUUUAAAAAUUCUUUCUAGUAAAACCUGUGCACAAAAAAUGACAUUCCAUAUAUAAAAAAUCAAAACUAAUUAUCAAGUUAGCACCUCUUUUAAUGAAGAAAAGAGCACGCGCCAUUGCAAUGCAAUUCUUUUUAGAGGAGUACGCGUAUUUUUGUUCAUAUAUUCUAUGUACAUUUGGAAUAAAAUCUGUCAAAAUUA